Messenger RNA from Mucor mucedo, 844 nucleotides. RefSeq names its product ribosomal protein S5 domain 2-type protein. NCBI's taxonomy places the organism in Eukaryota, Fungi, Mucoromycota, Mucoromycetes, Mucorales, Mucoraceae. The record is from RefSeq and is a predicted model, not a curated record. Gene Ontology annotation, cellular component: nucleolus; cytoplasmic exosome (RNase complex); nuclear exosome (RNase complex). Gene Ontology annotation, biological process: rRNA catabolic process; nuclear mRNA surveillance; poly(A)-dependent snoRNA 3'-end processing. Bases 53 to 787 code for a protein of 244 amino acids. The transcript has 5 exons.
AAAAAAAAAAAAAGUUGAACUUGCAAAAGAGAUCUACUUUACUUAUAACCCCAUGUCUCGUUUAGAAUUGAUCACCCCCGAAGGUUUACGUGUUGAUGGUCGUCGAGCCAAUGAAUUAAGAAAAAUUACAGCAAAGACCUCAGUUUUCAGUCAAGCUGAUGGAUCUGCGUAUAUCGAGCAAGGUAAUACCAAGUGUCUUGCUGCUGUUUAUGGUCCCAGAGAGGUUCGUCAUCGUAUGCAAGCUUUAGCCGAUCGUGCACUUAUCAAUGUCGAGUUUAAUGUUGCUCCUUUCAGUUCCAGCGAACGUAAAAAAAGAUCAAAGAACGACAAACGAUCACUUGAGGUUGCAGCUUUUAUUCGUCAAACGUUUGAACCUGUUAUUUUGACAUCUCAAUUUCCCAAGACACAAAUUGAUAUUUACCUUCAGAUUUUUCAAAAUGAUGGAGGAUUACUGCAAAGUUGUAUUAAUGCUGCCACCAUGGCUUUAGUUGACGCUGGUAUUCCCAUGUUGGAUUACGUGUGUGCUUGUUCUGCUGGUUGUAUUGAUAAAGAGCCUGUUUUGGAUUUAAAUAAUUUGGAAGAGUCUGCAGAUACACCCGAGUUGACAGUUGCGAUAUUACCAAGAACCGGAAAAGUCACUUUAUUAGAGAUGGAAUCUAGACUUCACGUUGAGAAACUUGCUAGUGUUACAGAGUUAGCAACGGAAGGUUGUAUGCAAAUUCACAAGGUGUUGGAUUCAGUUAUUAGACAGAACACAGAGCAUCUUAUGUCAAGAUUAAACGCAUAAACAACAACAACAAAAAACGUCAUUAAAGUUUUACAAUAUUAUUAUUAUUAUUUAAGU